CUAGAAGAGUAGUUGGUGGAUGGGAGUGAAAGUGAAAAGAACGAAAUGGAUCAGAUAUUGAACAAGGUGGGGUCAUACUGGUUCAGCCGAAAGGCCAACAAGGAACUUAACUCUGUCGGUGAUGAUAUCAAUUCACUGUCAAACACUAUCGAAGGGGGAACAAAAUGGUUGGUCAACAAAUUAAAAGGAAAGAUGCAAAAGCCAUUAUUGGAGUUGCUAAAGGAGUAUGAUCUACCCAUAGGAAUAUUUCCUCGUGAUGCAACAAACUAUGAAUUUAAUGAAGAAACAGGAAAGCUUGUUGUGUACAUUCCUCAAGUGUGUGAGAUAGGCUACAAGGAUUCAUCUGUCUUGCGUUUCUCCACCAGUGUGACUGGUUAUUUGGAGAAAGGAAAGCUAACAGACAUAGAGGGAAUGAAGACCAAAGUGUUGAUAUGGGUAAAAGUGACUACCAUUGCAUCUGAGGGAUCAAAGCUCAAUUUCAUGGCUGGCAUGAAAAAAACAAGGAGAAGGGAAGCAUAUGAGGUUUCUAGAGAUGGUGUAGCCGUGGAUAAAUUCUAAUAUAUUAACAUCCUUUUGUUAAUAUUUUGACAAUGGUAAUAUAAAUUGUCUGUUCUUGUGGAUGAUUUUGUUCUCCUUGU
Gastrolobium bilobum is the source of this 638-nucleotide messenger RNA. RefSeq lists its product as uncharacterized. Lineage: Eukaryota; Viridiplantae; Streptophyta; Magnoliopsida; Fabales; Fabaceae. The coding region runs from base 46 to 558 and encodes 170 amino acids. The transcript is spliced from 3 exons. The record is from RefSeq and is a predicted model, not a curated record.